CAGCGCCAUCCCAGCCGAAAAUCUUUCUUCUUCGCCGCCGAACCGCCAAAGCGUCACUCUCGACAUCCCUCGGUUCCUUCUCCCUUCCCUCAUCGGUUUCUCACCGAGCAGUUUUGGCAGCCGGUUCGAUCGCUCCAAGGUCGCAAAGACUCGAUACUUUGUUGAACAGUCGGUGGCUGGUGUUGCGUUUGUGUGCCAUGAGGAAUCACAAGAAGUUGCUGCAGUUCCUGCGGCCGGAUCCGGCGGUGGCGGCGACCAGCGAAGACGGGUGCUCCCCGCUGCCGUCGCCCACGACCACCAGCGGGAGCGCGAGCACGUCGGCCACGGCGUCCCCGUCGCCGUACGUCGCGUCGCCGUGGGUCAACCUCCCGGGGCUCGGCGCCGGGGCGGCGCUGACGGCCGGCGCGGCGGACGAGACCGGGCUCCUGGGGUCGUUCGUCAAGGAGGACGGGCACGUGUACUCGCUCGCCGCGGCCGGAGACCUGCUCUACACCGGCACGGACUCCAAGAACGUGCGGGUGUGGCGGGAUCGGCGGGAGUUCGCGGGGUUCCAGUGCGGGAGCGGGCUCGUCAAGGCCAUUGUCGUCGCCGGGGACGGCAGGAUUUACACCGGCCACCAGGACGGCAAGAUCCGCGUGUGGCGCGCGUCCGCGGACGACCCCGCCGUGCACAAGCGCGUCGGCUCGCUCCCGAAGCUCGGGGAUUUUCUCAGGAGCUCCGUCAGGCCGUCGCACUACAUCGAGACGCGCCGCCGGCACAGCUCCGUCUGGCUGCGGCACUUCGACGCCGUCUCGUGCCUCAGCCUGGACGCCGACGCCGGGCUGCUCUACUCCGGGUCGUGGGACAGGACCUUCAAGGUGUGGCGCGUGUCCGACUCGCGGUGCCUCGAGUCGGUGCGCGCCCACGACGACGCCGUCAACACGGUGGCCGCGGCGGGGUUCGACGCGCUGGCGUUCACCGGCUCCGCGGACGGCACGGUCAAGGUGUGGCGGCGGGAGGACGGCAAGGGCGGCGCCACGAGGCACGUCAUGGAGCGGGUGCUGCGCAAGGGCGAGAGCGCGGUGACCGCCAUCGCCGUGGCGGCGGAGGCGCGCGUGGUGUACGUGGCCUCCUCGGACGGGGCCGUGACGCACUGGCAGUGGCGGCGCGGAGCCGACCGGGAGAGCGCGCCGAGGAACGGCGGGGCGCUCCGCGGGCACAAGAUGGCCGUGCUGUCCCUCGCGGUGGCCGGGCGCGUCGUCGUGAGCGGCUCCGCCGACCGGACGAUCUCCGUGUGGCGGCGCGACGAGGGCGCGGACCACUCCCGCCUGGCCGUGCUGAGCGGGCACACGGGGCCGGUCAAGUGCGUGGCCAUGGACGAGGAGGAGUCCGUCGACGCGGACGGGCACCGGCGGUGGGUGGUGUACAGUGGCAGCCUGGACGGGUCGGUGAAGGUGUGGCGCGUGUCCGACGCGCCGGGCGCGAUGACGGCGCGGACGCCGGCGCACGUGUGGAAGGGCACGCCGUCGCCGCUGGGCGCGUGGACGCCGUACCGGGCGCCGGAGCGGAGCUGAACAAGGCCCGUCUGCGCGUGCAAUGCAGAGCACGCACGUGUAAACCGUGUGGCCGUGCGAGAGCCUACGCUGUAGAUACGCGUACGUGCAACGUAGUAGAAGAGAAUCGUACGCACACCGUAUCUAGGUAUACGUAUACGGUGUGGCGCAUGCUGAUUUGUUAUUUGUUUAUUUGUUCGUUUGUCCAUUUUGGUGUCCCCUGAAAUGGACGGCUGCGAUGUGGACUCAUGAGUGCCGUGUGGUGGUGAUUUGGUCGGUGGAGACUGAGAGGUCGAUUUGUACAAUCUCGACUAAUAAGCAAAGGAAUUGCUCGACUUUUGGAGA
Molecule: messenger RNA, 1877 nt
Organism: Triticum urartu
Lineage: Eukaryota; Viridiplantae; Streptophyta; Magnoliopsida; Poales; Poaceae
Product: protein JINGUBANG
Molecular function (GO): protein binding
Source: RefSeq, a predicted model, not a curated record